AUGAUCCAGCUCCUGUUCGUGGUGCUCGUCGCCGAGGCGGCCGUGGCGACGGUGCUGCUCUUCAAGACGCCGCUGCGGAAGCUCGCCAUGCUGGGUCUCGACCGCCUCAAGCGCGGCCGCCGGGCGCCCGUCGCCGUCAAGACCGUCGCCGGCGUCGUCGUCACGCUCCUCGCCUCCACGCUCUACAGCAUGGCCGAGAUCAGCGCCCGCGCCGGGGACCCCGAGGCUGGAGGCGGCGCCGCCCUCUCUCCCACCGACCAGGUCCUCUUCUCGCGCCACCUCCUCGAGGCGUCCCUCAUGGGUUACACUUUGUUUCUUGCUCUAGUCAUUGACCGACUCCACCAAUAUAUCAGAGAACUACGUGGGCUAAAGAAGAAUGUCGAGGCUGUAUCGAAGCAGAACAAAACAUUAGAGGAAGGAAAACAUGGAAGAUCUCAGGAGAUAGCGAAAUACCAGGAAGAGGUUGCCACUCUGAACGAGGAGAUGAAGAAACUGAAGCUGCAAGUACAAGAGAAGACCGAGGAGGUCCAUGUUGCUGAGGACAAGGCACUUGCUAUUCAAAAGCAAUCUGAAAGCUUGCUGCUUGAAUAUGACCGGCUCCUGGAGGAUAACCAACAUCUCCGGGAGCAGCUGCAGUCAAUUGAUCUCAGGCUCUCCAAUCCUUCCUGA
Triticum turgidum subsp. durum (durum wheat) is the source of this 669-nucleotide messenger RNA. Lineage: Eukaryota; Viridiplantae; Streptophyta; Magnoliopsida; Poales; Poaceae. The record is from the annotation of a GenBank genome assembly.